AUGAACAAUCUGAGCUCAGGUUUAGGUGCAUUCACAGAAGCAGUUUUUCACGUCAAAAGUCAAACAAAACUCAACAUUUAUGUUGGCAGCCAUGGACAAUGUAGCACAACAAAGCUCACCAGUAAUUUUUUUCAAGCAGGAAUUAAUGAUAUUUUUGAGGAUAAAUAUAAGUCAUGCACUGGUGGUGGAUCAACAUUUAUCAGUGUAAAUGACAGCAAGAAUGAUGUCCUUAUCGUUGCUGGUUCCGGCGGUGGUUCAGGGCAGUAUCAUACAGAGAACUCCGGCGGUUAUGGCGGUUAUAUUGGAGGUAUUGGUCUAGAUCUAGAAUAUUUUAGCUAUUAUGCAGGAGGAGGAACUCAGAAUCAAGGUGGUUCCGGCAGUCAUUUUGAAAAUGGCCACAGUUCAUGUGAUUCUCUUCCUGGAUCGUUUUUACGUGGAGGUGAUGGUGCAAGUUGCUGGUCUGCUGCUUCAGGAGGUGGAGGAGGUGGUUAUUAUGGUGGUGGUGGUGGCGUUGACUUAGGAGGUGGCGGUGGAGGAAGUAGCUUCGCGAGAGGUGAUCUUACAUCUGUCACUUUUCGUAGUGGUAAUGAAACUUUCAAAUCUCCAUCAGGUAAAAUCGAAACAGGCCACUCAGGCAACGGAUUUAUCAUCAUCCAGCAAAUCCUUCCUCGUACAGUCAGCAAGGCAUGUUUCGGUAUUGAAUUUUCUCCAUACUUAAUUUUUAUUUUGUUUGAUUCAAAAUAA
This is a messenger RNA of Trichomonas vaginalis G3, 744 nucleotides long. RefSeq names its product glycine-rich protein family. The transcript has a single exon. The record is from RefSeq and is a predicted model, not a curated record. NCBI's taxonomy places the organism in Eukaryota, Parabasalia, Trichomonadida, Trichomonadidae. Bases 1 to 744 code for a protein of 247 amino acids.